Molecule: messenger RNA, 393 nt
Organism: Penaeus chinensis
Lineage: Eukaryota; Metazoa; Arthropoda; Malacostraca; Decapoda; Penaeidae
Product: mucin-1-like
Exons: 1
Coding region: 1-393 (130 amino acids)
Source: RefSeq, a predicted model, not a curated record
AUGUGUGUGGAGUCGCCCUCGGAGUCGCCCUCGGAGUCGCCCUCGGAGUCGCCCUCGAACGCGCCUCCCGCUCCACGCCCUCGGAGUCACCCUCGGAGUCGCCCUCGGAGUCGCCCUCGCACGCGCCUCCCGCUCCACGCCCUCGGAGUCACCCUCGGAGUCGCCCUCGGAGUCGCCCUCGCACGCGCCUCCCGCUCCACGCCCUCGGAGUCACCCUCGGAGUCGCCCUCGGAGUCGCCCUCGCACGCGCCUCCCGCUCCACGCCCUCGGAAUGGCGAUGCUACCCUUGAUGGUCAUCGUGGCGAUUCUCCUGGCCUGGAAGUUGCUCCUUCCUCACCUGCGACGGACGCGGCAGAGGGAGCGUCAAUCCCUCACUGCGACGCCCGAACCUAG